Molecule: messenger RNA, 300 nt
Organism: Gongylonema pulchrum
Lineage: Eukaryota; Metazoa; Nematoda; Chromadorea; Rhabditida; Gongylonematidae
Source: the annotation of a GenBank genome assembly
AUGCAGUUUGCACCAGGCGAAGCACACGUUGAAGGUGUACGGCCACAACAGGGCAAUCAUCAGAUAACAAUACACACUGUACCACAACAAGCCAGAUAUCCAACGGAACCGGUUCAAGCUGCUCAACAAAAUUUCCCGGCCUCACAGUUUGCACCAGGCGAAGCACACGUUGAAGGUGUACGGCCACAACAGGGCAAUCAUCAGAUAACAAUACACACUGUACCACAACAAGCCAGAUAUCCAACGGAACCGGUUCAAGCUGCUCAACAAAAUUUCCCGGCCUCACAGCACAAACCGUAG